Messenger RNA from Ctenopharyngodon idella (grass carp), 1515 nucleotides. It is a transcript of the gene fam221a, whose product is annotated as family with sequence similarity 221 member A. The coding region runs from base 728 to 1393 and encodes 221 amino acids. NCBI's taxonomy places the organism in Eukaryota, Metazoa, Chordata, Actinopteri, Cypriniformes, Xenocyprididae. The transcript has 4 exons. The record is from RefSeq and is a predicted model, not a curated record.
AUUCGAGCGGUUCUUGAAUCAUUUGUAAUGUUCGUGUGUGACUGAUGGACAGAAAAGUUAGAGCAGACAUGUACGAAUAAAACGUUCUAAUAAAAAUAUGAUUUUGUACGACUUGAUCGUAUAACAUGAUUUGAUCAAAACUGCAUGUUAUUAAAAUGGGCAAAAAAAAAAAAAAAAAAAAAUCAGCCAGAUAUGCAUUUUUUGUAUUAUUUACUGUUAAUGCUAAUUAUAUUUAGAUUGUAAAUGACUUAAAAACCAGUAUAGACAGUUGUAUAUGCCUACAUAUUUAUUGGUAAGAUUUACAAUAGGUUAUAUAAAAUAUGCCACACCAGGACCAUGCAAUGCGAUGACUCAACUACGUCAUAACGUAAACGAAUCGCUGAAUCGUAUCACGCUGUAUCACGCACUCACGUAAAAUGUCAUAAGGAGCAUGGGAAAUGUAGUCCAUUUGUACAAAUGUAUUCGAGACACAAUAAAAUGGUUACGAGUGUAGGCUGAUUAAAUUAUUACUGAAUAGAUUUUUACAUUCGCAUAUUUUUACUCUUUUUUAAACCUGGUUUAGACUACGUAGACUACGAAAACUGAUCACUGUUGUUUCGUCGUUGCCUAGAAACACAGACGCCAAGAAAAGUCUUCCAAACAAGCUGUCAGUUGUUAGUGCUGCAGCGCGAGACUGUAGUUUAUAUCAACAGACAAAACAAUAAAAUGGACUCAUAAUCACCGUGAAAUGGAAAAGAUAUGUAUUGACAAACAUGCAACCAAUGCAGUGGAGGCCUAUUUAGAAUACAGAAGGAUUGUUGGGGAAGAUGAUAGAGGGAGGAUGUUUUCAGAGGAUGAAUACAAGAAAUACAAAGAGACGGUGGUGCCAAGAAGAAUACGGAACCGCCUUUAUGUCAGUUUUGGCAUCCCGGGACAGAUAGACUGCAUACUCGUUGGACCAGAGACACCUUGCUUCUGUACACACAGGUAUAAACAACACUGCACAGACUUUGAGGAGUUGCCAAAGGAAAGGCCUAUACUCCUGCCCUGUAGGGUCAAAGGUUGUCACUGUGUGUCCUAUGAAUACGUUCAUAUCAACGGCUCUAAACCAGUACGCUGCCAAUGCAAACACACAACCAGUGAGCACACUGAAGUUACAGGGCACCUGUGCAAGAAAUGCACUCACUGUACUGGUUAUCGAAGUCCAUUCACUUGCGGAUGUGGUCAGCCUGGAUAUACCCAUGUGACGGUGGUUGAAACCAGGGAAGAGCGCAUGACACGGGGUCAUCCAGUGGGCAGAGCUGUUCCUUUUGCGGCUAUGGGAGGCCUGACUGGGUUCAGCUCACUGGCAGAAGGCUACCAGAGACUGGACCCCAGUGGCAUUGGCAAUACAUGUGAACAGCACACACAAUAGGAUACAUGUCACAUGAUCAAUGAUUCGAUGCCAUUACAAACAUUAGGUUAGCACACACCUUUAGAGUCAACAUAACCCUUAUUUUAUUCUAAGUAUGUGGCUAUAAUAUAUAUAUAUAUAUA